AUGCGCUUUCGUGCCUCCAUCACUAACGUUCCGACCUUUUUUCGUAUUAUUCAAGCGAUAGAGAAGUUGCAGAAAAAAUGCAUCAUUAAGUUCACCGAGACGAGCAUGCACAUCAUCUGCAACCAUGACGCGAACGAAGGAGGCAUCCAAGUCUGGUCUCAGAUAAAAGUGGACGCCAUCUUCGCCAACUACCGAAUCCAGUCGAAUGCCAACAACGAAAUUACAGUUGGCCUGGCCUCAGAGGCACUUCUUGGGGCACUCAAAUCGGCAUCUACGUCAACGACAUCGUCUUCAUCGUUCGAUACGGAGGAGGUGGUGAUGAAGCUCGCGAAGAAGAACGACCAAGCGCUGUUCUCUUUCGAAAUUAGUGGGAUGUCGCGUGUUGGGCACAGACUUCGGGUCGCACACGACGUGAAGAUUGAGGUUAUGAGACCUGCUGAUGUCGAAAAGCUGAAGGAACCUCUAUGCCCUGAUCCAGAUUUGCAUAUACUACUCCCUCCGCUCCAGAAACUACGCACGAUCGUGGAGCGGAUGCGGCCUUUGUCCGACGUUCUCGCUGUCCGCGCAAACAAUAACAAGCGUCUUGUACUAGCAAUUAGCACUGAGAGCGUUCGAGUUGAAACUGAAUGGACAGACUGUCGAAAUACUGCGCUAUUUGCCCAACUAAAUGUAACGCUGGACAAUGAAGGUGACGGUGCCGAUGACGAAAUUGCAGACCCUGACAAGCUGUUUACUGUUCUCAUCUCAACUCGCAGUUUCCUCAAGUUUCUGAAUAGUCAUGUUGUAUCCACUACUACCAUCGCUGGUCCGUAUUGA
Molecule: messenger RNA, 816 nt
Organism: Cyclocybe aegerita
Lineage: Eukaryota; Fungi; Basidiomycota; Agaricomycetes; Agaricales; Hemipholiotaceae
Source: the annotation of a GenBank genome assembly